AUGGAGGUCAGUAGUGAACAACUCCCAUGCCCACUGGGCAAUACUGGACAUGGUGGAGAAGAGGAAACAGUCAGGAAUGGCUCAUACGACACCAUUUCGAGCCUUCUUCCUGAAGAAUAUGAGAACUCCCACGUGAUGCAACCAGCAUCUGCUAGACCAGUGCUUCCAGCGUUCUGGGGGAACACCCAAGAAUCGCCUCACGUGGCAAGUGGAGAUGGAACCACCGAUGUGUGGAGGGAACUCAACUCGGAGUCACCUUCAAUACUUAGACUUCAAUGCCUUUGGGCAUACUUCAAUCUGCCUGCACUGAGUCUUGCAGACAGUGUUUCCGGUUUGGCGUCCGUUGCUGCACAGACCGAUGGAUUCCGCUCUGUUGUUCAAGUUUCAUCUCCCUUGUUACAUGCGCUCGCAGUUGAUUUGCGCGGUGCAGGCGAAGCUUUUGAGAAAGCAGUUUGUUUGAGAGAUCAGCACAUGAUACCUUCUUUGCUUCUCGUCAGGAAUGUUCCAGCUGUGCGUAUCGAAAGGAGGGCUAAACUGCAACAAAGAAAUCUAUCCGGUAGCUUAUGGGCCAAAUUCUACAACAGGAUUGUAGACCUCCGGACGUUCUCAGCUCUAAGAAUGCUGUUUCGUUCGGAAGUGAGAAAUUCAAGAACGGUUCAGCCAGAAUACCUCCUUGAAGCGGCUAUGGAGGUUUUUGGAGUAACCUAUGGGCACCAAGAGGGAGACGAAAUACUUGAAUAUGGGCAAAGGCAAGACGAAGUAACGGGAAGCACAGCCAUACCGAUGGAUUCUGAAGGAACCCCUGAGAGGGAAAGCCCAAGUUCGCUUCCUCAAGGAGAGCACAUAGAUGACGAUGAAGACAAUAAGUCGCCUCGGAUUGCUACUCUACAUAUGAUGGGUAGUCCAGUGGAGCACAAUUCGUGUCUUCUUCGAGAGCAGCAGCAGCACCUGAAGGAGGCGGAUUACAUAAUAUCAAGUGCUCAAUCUGAAGUGAACGAGUUGGCACACUCAAAGGGGCAUGCUUUUCAAUGCCAUGGCGGGUCGGAUCCCCAACAACAACAGCAUAUGCUCGUCGCAGACACACCUUCAACCGGAGGUAGUGGAAAUCCUGGUGUCAAGAAUUUGACACAAGAAGGCGAAUCGUGCCCCACAGAAAAGUUGCAGGAUUCUGUGGAGACCCGGGAUUACGAAAGGCAGUGUUCAACAGAGAAUGCACAAGAGGGUACAUGCUCGGAUUCACAUCAAUCGGGACCCCAUUUUGAACAGCCAGGGGAUACGCCAUCAGUUGCAAUCAAUGGCGUAACAUCAUCUAGACUGGACGAACAACAGUUGGCGGAAACUAUACAUGAUGGAAAGGCCACAAGUGCGACGAGCAAUGAAACGAGUCACAUGUUUCUGAAUUCGACUACAUCGGAUGGAGAUCAUGAAGUCGGAGAGCAACUAGUAGAUCAACUAGAAGAUCAAAAUUUUCCUGAUGCUGCUGAUAUCGCCCAUGCCAAUACCGUUGAGAGUUGUCCAGUCGCUAGAUCCAACAUCGUAACAGCUGCAGCGUAUGAUGCAGCAAUAGAAAAAAAGCUGCAACAUUGGAUUUCCACGAAUGUGGAAGUGCAGUCUUACGAAGAGCCAACCGCCGUGUUUGAAAGAAGCUAUCCUUCGCACGAAUUCGAAUAUUGGGCAGUUGAGGACAUUCUAGUUACUGUUGAGCAAAAUUACGAGAGCGAUGAGCCAGGGACUCUCAGCGUCAAUUGUGGGGACGAAGUAUUCCUAUUUUCUGUCACGAACACAUCGUGGGCAUUCUGCCGCACGAAGGGUGGCGAGUUAGGAUACGUACCCACUGUAGCGGUCCCUGAUGCAUUCAGAAAGAUGUUUAAGCAUACAAAAAUGUAUGCACGAAAAACUGCAACUGUGGAUCGCUACUGCAAGUGGAAAGGCACUAUUCUUCACCCUGGGGAUCCCAUCGUUAUUCUAGCAGAGCUUGGAAAAUGGGUGUUGGUUCGUGAUUACUCACGACCGUUUCGAGAGGGCUUCAUCCAUCGGGGACGAAUAACAUUUUUGACAGACGUUUCAGCAUAG
Molecule: messenger RNA, 2073 nt
Organism: Eimeria maxima
Lineage: Eukaryota; Apicomplexa; Conoidasida; Eucoccidiorida; Eimeriidae
Exons: 8
Coding region: 1-2073 (690 amino acids)
Molecular function (GO): protein binding
Source: RefSeq, a predicted model, not a curated record